Messenger RNA from Eupeodes corollae, 2194 nucleotides. RefSeq names its product cilium assembly protein DZIP1L (gene DZIP1). Bases 140 to 2101 code for a protein of 653 amino acids. The record is from RefSeq and is a predicted model, not a curated record. Lineage: Eukaryota; Metazoa; Arthropoda; Insecta; Diptera; Syrphidae. The transcript has 5 exons. Gene Ontology annotation, cellular component: ciliary basal body; cytoplasm. Gene Ontology annotation, biological process: cilium assembly.
GAGAUUGUUUUAAGUUAUAAAAAUUUGUUGCGAUAGCAACUACCUACCUAAAACUAUCAAACUAUCAAUACGACUUUAGUUUUGCCAAAGAAAGUAUUUUCAUCCGAUUAGUUAACUCUUUUCUGAGAGCUAUAAAAAUAUGGCUUUUACAUUUAAAUCAAACUAUCCUCAAAUUGCGAGAGAAUCAGGCUUUAGACUUCGUCAAUAUAAAGAUGGCCCGCUUGAUUGGCGAUUGGUAGGCACGAUGGAAGUGGAUAGAAUUCUUCGUGAGCAACAAUUCGAACACAUCGAUGCCAUUCUUCUUCACCUCUCAGAAGCACCAUUGGCAUCUAUGUUAGACAGCAACGUUUUAGAUAGCGGUGUUGCAAAAUAUUUCACACUUUCACAGCUUGGUCUGCAAUACAUGAUUUUCUGUCGAAAAUUUCUUGAUGAAUCUGUGAGAACUCUUCGCCAUGAUUUAACUAAGCUAGAAACUCAAAAUCUUAGUUUGAGAACAAUAAAUCAAGAGCAAACAAGUAAUAUUUUACAACUUCACAAAAAACUAAGUCAAGUAGAAGCUAUUCAUGAAAUUGUGUUUCCCUGCCAUGUUUGUACAAAAAAUUUCGUCAGCAACGAAGCUUUAAACAUUCAUCUGAGUAAAAAGCAUUUAAAAAUACCAAGUCCAUCAACUGACGUUCAAGGAAAAAAUAAAGAUCAAACAUUAAUCGAUACGAUAAAAUUGGAAUUGGAAAUUAAGCAGUUGAAAGAGCGUCUUAAUGUAGCAGAGAAAAAUAUUCGACAAACAAGUGAAAUUAAGAAAAGCUCUCCAGCUGUAGAAACAACCAAAUCGAAUUCAGGUACUCAGGUAGAUAUCAAAAUUCGAAGUGUUGGAAUUCAAGCAAAUAUUGAAGAAACAAAAAACGUUUACACGUUAGCGUCAGAGUCAAAAGAUGCUGGUAUUCAAUGCAAUUUGAUUGAAACAAAAGAAUCAGACACUAAUGAAGACUACCAAAUAAGUUCUAAAGAUAUGUCUGCUUCAAAUCAUUAUGAAAAACACAUCGAUGAUGAUAAUAGAGUUGAUAUUCUUUUUGACAUUCGUGAAAAAGUAUCAAACUUAGAAACCUUCCAACAAACGUACAGCGAUGGUAAUCAACAAUCAAUAAAUGAUAUAAAGUUAAAACUAAGUGAGAUAACAAAGUUUAUUGAAACCCAAAUAAAACAAAAUGCGGAAAAUAUGGCAAAAGAUUCCAGUAUGUCAAAUAAUACUCCUUCUCAAAUAUUGCCUACAACGUCUAUAGAUCAAUUACAUGAAAUGUUAUCAAAGAUGUUCCUCGAAGUUUCUAAACAAAAUUUCGAAAGUACUAACCGAAUUAUUACAAACAUAGAAAAAAACUAUGAACAAAAAUUAUCUACACUCGAAGUAGAGAAGCAAGAUCGAAAAGUACAUAAGACACUUCCAACACCAGACAUUCAAUUCCCUAAGAAAAUUGAUUCCGUUAAAAAAUUUAACGAUAAUGUAUUCUCUUCACGGUCUAGUCGAACUUCCAGUAGUAUUAAGGCAAAAAAAAAAUGCCGUUCAAGUAGUGCUAAAAGUUAUAGCUGUAGUUCCACAGAUGUCUCUUUAGAAGAAUCUAAUCAUUCCUUUCCAUCAAAAAGAAAUCCAGCUUUAGAUAAUACGAAUAUUAUUCAUGAGCUUGAAAGUAAACUGGAUAUUUAUGGCCUCAAUAUUGAAUCCAAAAGCAUAUCGGCAAUAAAAGCAAUAGACAUUUCAAAUAACCUAUUGGAACAGAGAAAUGCUCUUCAAUCGAAAUACCCAACUUUUUACAAAACUCGUAAAAGAUUAAACAAAUUGGUCGAGCUAAUAAUAUCGGAAAAAAAUACCUUUCCCGACAGGCCAGAAGAACGUGAACAAAAUAACGACGUCGGUAGAGCUAAGCAAACAAAAAAAAGUAAAAUAAUAAUAGACGGCAGCGUUGUAUCCGAUAGACGUAUGGAAAGGAUUUUAAAGUCGCCAUUAAAGAAGCCAACGAGCUACGUUUCGCCUAAUAACAAAGAUGUAAUGAAUCCCGUCCCUUUGCCAAGAAAGCAUGUUAUGUUUAAUACUGAAAAGAAACAAAAUUAAAUUGUUUAAACAAAAUAUAAAUAAAAAAUGCACUUAAAUACUUACUUACAUCUAAAAGUAAAUAAAGAGUAUAACUAGUUUUUCAAACUUAAA